CCGUAUAUAUGACUGGUCCGCUUACGGGUUACUAUAUAGCUUGCGGAGCCCUUUAUUUUGGCUAUAUAGACGAUUGCUUUGAGGCCUAUUAUAAGAAGGGUAACGUAAUAUUUCCUCUAAUUCACAAGCCUCUUCUAUACCUUUCUUAUCUCUUUACGGGUAAUAAUCUGCUCUACCGGGCCUUCCGGACGAAUAUCCGGAUAUAUAAUUAUACUUUUGCCUUUAUAUUAAUUAGCUAUAAGAAGGAUACCUGGAUUGACUUCUCUUAUAGGAUCCAGUACUUUUAG
Hyaloscypha bicolor E is the source of this 287-nucleotide messenger RNA. RefSeq lists its product as uncharacterized. The transcript has a single exon. The record is from RefSeq and is a predicted model, not a curated record. Lineage: Eukaryota; Fungi; Ascomycota; Leotiomycetes; Helotiales; Hyaloscyphaceae. Bases 9 to 287 code for a protein of 92 amino acids.